Molecule: messenger RNA, 372 nt
Organism: Saccoglossus kowalevskii
Lineage: Eukaryota; Metazoa; Hemichordata; Enteropneusta; Harrimaniidae
Biological process (GO): sodium ion transport
Cellular component (GO): plasma membrane
Molecular function (GO): sodium channel activity; protein binding
Source: RefSeq, a predicted model, not a curated record
AUGGCUAAAAAGAAGAGAAAAGGCGGGAUAAAAGUUAGUGAUCUGCUGAAUGAUUUCGCACAGCGGACGACAACUCACGGAGUAGCUCGAAUCGCUGCGUCGAAUACGUGCUUUCGACGAACAGCCUGGAUUGUUGUAGUACUUGGCGCUUUUACUGGCUACAGUCUCCAUGCAGGCUCUCUGAUCGCGAGAUUCCUACGAUACGAAGUCGCUAUAAAGAUGGAAGUUGUAUCUGAAGAUUCGAUCUAUUUCCCAGCUGUCACUGUGUGCAAUUCAAACAAGUUAAGAUUGUCUGCUAUUUUGAACAGUACGUACAAAGAUCUUGCGCAAGUAAACGAACCACAUUUCUCUUUCACGUAUCGCGGUAAGUAG